UUCUUUUAUUUUUAUUUGAAUUUAUUUUGACUUUUUUUCGUUUUCUUUUUGUGAAUUUUCUAUAUUUUCUUGUAAAUUUUUAGUUAUUUUUAUAAGAUUUUCGUUUUUUUCUUAUAAAUUUUAUAUUUCUUGAAUUUAUUAAGAAAUUUUAUUUUCUGAGUUUUUUAAAUUAUUUAUAUAACUUAUUUCUAUUUAUUUAUUAACUUCAUUUACAUCUUUUUUUUUUUUUUUUUUUAAUAAUUUUUUUGCUUUAUAUUUUUUAUAUUUACUUUCAAGUUUAUUUUAUAUUUCUUAAGUUUAUUUUA
Molecule: messenger RNA, 305 nt
Organism: Ichthyophthirius multifiliis
Lineage: Eukaryota; Ciliophora; Oligohymenophorea; Hymenostomatida
Exons: 1
Source: RefSeq, a predicted model, not a curated record